UCCUGUGUUGGUAAACUCACAUUUUAACUUUGACGUAACAGCGAACAGCUGAUUGCAGCGGUAGGCAACGAGCGAAAAAUAAGAUGCGUAUACCAGGAGCACUCUAUGCGGCACGCGGGCGUGCGCCACAAAACGAAAAGGAAGUGCCAUUUCAGGAGGUUUUGCCACUGCGACUAAAGAACACAGUCAGUGGAAAGGCCGACUCUGGUUCCGAUGUAGCAUGUCUGCAAGAAAUGGGUGUGCUGUUUGCCUGCCUCAAGGAUAAUGAGUUCGUGGAGAAGUAUUGCCACAAGGAGAUCAGUCAGUUUCAGAAUUGCUACAAAUUCUAUAUGGAUCGCAAAUUUGAGGCGAAAAAGACAGUCAACCAAGGCAUUGUGCAACCCGGCAGCAAUCUAAACUACAGACAGCUGAAUAAAUACAUGAGGCGCUUUCCCAAUCCACAAUAGUUCUUCAAUAGUGCCCAAUGAUUUGUUAAGCAUUUUAAUAUAUAUGCAAAUUAUUU
Messenger RNA from Drosophila hydei, 502 nucleotides. RefSeq lists its product as uncharacterized. The record is from RefSeq and is a predicted model, not a curated record. Gene Ontology annotation, biological process: mitochondrial translation. The coding region runs from base 84 to 446 and encodes 120 amino acids. Gene Ontology annotation, molecular function: RNA binding. Gene Ontology annotation, cellular component: mitochondrial ribosome; mitochondrion; nucleoplasm. The transcript has 2 exons. Lineage: Eukaryota; Metazoa; Arthropoda; Insecta; Diptera; Drosophilidae.